GAGCCAGCCUCCCGCCCGAGGAGGUUUUGAUCUCAGUGGUUUCCUCCCCCUGGGUUCCCCGGUUGCUUUCGGGCUGCAGAGCGAACUUGCAGCCCGGAGUCCAUGUCCGUGGCGGUGGCGUCUCUGGCCGCGCAGCCCGACAGCAUGCUCUCCGACGCCGAGGAGCACAAGGAAGUGGCCACAGAUGUCUUUAAUUCCAAAAACCUGGCCGUUCAGGCACAAAAGAAGAUCCUGGGUAAAAUGGUGUCCAAAUCCAUCGCCACCACCCUGAUUGACGACACCAGCAGUGAGGUGCUGGAUGAGCUCUACAGAGUGACCAGGGAGUACACCCAGAACAAGAAGGAGGCUGAGAAGAUCAUCAAGAACCUCAUCAAGACAGUCAUCAAGCUGGCCAUUCUGUACAGGAACAACCAGUUCAAUCAAGACGAGCUGGCACUGAUGGAGAAGUUCAAGAAGAAAGUUCACCAGCUUGCCAUGACAGUGGUCAGUUUCCACCAGGUGGAUUACACCUUUGACCGGAACGUGCUGUCUAGGCUCCUGAACGAGUGCAGAGAACUGCUGCAUGGCAUCAUCCAGCGCCACCUCACCGCCAAGUCUCAUGGACGGGUUAAUAACGUCUUUGAUCAUUUUUCAGAUUGUGAUUUUUUGGCUGCCUUGUAUAAUCCCUUUGGGAAAUUUAAGCCUCACUUACAAAAACUUUGUGAUGGUAUCAACAAAAUGUUGGAUGAAGAGAACAUAUGAGCUUAUGAACUAAGGGUGUGACCGGUGGUGAUUUAUUUGAAGACGGAGCCCUGCUGA
Nannospalax galili (Upper Galilee mountains blind mole rat) is the source of this 798-nucleotide messenger RNA. RefSeq names its product TNF alpha induced protein 8 (gene Tnfaip8). The transcript is spliced from 2 exons. Gene Ontology annotation, molecular function: cysteine-type endopeptidase inhibitor activity involved in apoptotic process. NCBI's taxonomy places the organism in Eukaryota, Metazoa, Chordata, Mammalia, Rodentia, Spalacidae. The coding region runs from base 103 to 741 and encodes 212 amino acids. Gene Ontology annotation, cellular component: cytoplasm. Gene Ontology annotation, biological process: regulation of apoptotic process. The record is from RefSeq and is a predicted model, not a curated record.